UUCAAGAAUUACCGGUUUUGACUCGACACGUUUUAAAAGGGGAAUCCCCGAACCCUAAAAUUAUUUAUUCAACGCGGUGUCGCUCUCCCGAGACCCUUUCUUUAAUAACCGUCUCGUGUUUUUCCUUGUGGCCAGCUUAGGCAGGCAAUUUAUUGAAGCAUCCUUGUUGCAAGGGCAUAUUUUGCCGAGGAUAUGUCACUUAAUGGCUUCUAAUCUAUCUCAUCUAGAGGAAACGAGCCCAGACGACAUCCCUAAAAGUAUCAUAGUGUCAGAUAUUACUCCGGGAACCAAAGAAGAAGCCAUUGUUAUUCACUUUCAGCAGCGUAAACAUGGCGGCGGCGAUGUGAUGGCGGUGAAAUUCGCCCAAGAUGGAGACCGGGCAGUGAUCACAUUUGAAGAAGAGGAAACUGUGGAAACAGUUUUAAAGGAAGAACACAAGAUUGAAGGUGUGGUGGUUAAGGUUGAUCGGCUACCAUGCAAAAGGAAAGUGAUCAAUGACGAGAUAUUUUGUCAGGUUACAGCAAAAUUUGAUCCCGUCUGGUUGGGCAUUCCACUAAAAGGGGCGAAACAGAUUUUGGAGAAAAUAAUGGUGGCCACAGAUGUGUCCGUUCGGAGCGAUGACAAAACGUUUUUCAUAUCAGGUACCUUGAAACAAAUUAAUGAUUGCCACCUCCAAAUAACAAGGUUCUUACACGAAGACCAAGAAAUUUUUGCGCAACUAGCCAAUCUUCGCCUGACGGCCAAAGACCCUAUCGAAGGUAGUCCCGAAACGAAGGUCAUCCCUAUCAACGAAGUCAACAGCGCCGAUCAGGAAGGACGUGUACAUCUCACAAUAGAAGCACAAUGGUUUCAAGUAGAUCCAUAUGCCUUCCGUUUUAUGGAGAGGUUUUACGGAGACAAGUUAAAUGAAAUCAAUGGAGAAUUUCUUGUGGAAAUUACCGCUUCGGAUGACGGUACUCGAGUUAUACUUCAGGCUAAACAGAACUGUGAUCCCACAAGAUUUAACACUGCUUGCAGUGAGCUUUCAGAACUUAUCAAAACUGUCACCCAGGGUAUGGUUAUCAAUGAGCUGGACUUAAAAGGUGCAGACGAGGAUUCAGCUAAAGUUUUAAUGGAUUACAUUGGAACUAUGUACCCAGUAAUCAUUGACCGGCCCCACGAACACGGUCCGUUUUUUGUGUAUGGUGAUGCUGGAUCUGUAGGAGAAGCCAGGCGAACUGUGGAAGGAGGAAUGAGUCAACAGGAAAGUUACGAUACUGGCCUUGGUACUCAUGAAAUGGUAAUGGCAGCACCAGAAAUAAUUUCUUUUGAAACCUAUAGUUAUCGAUCAGAAAAUGGUGUGUGUAUCUCCCUUCGUUAUGGAGACAUCACUGCCGAGGAAGUUGAUGCAAUCGUGAAUCCUGCGAACGAAUUUUUGUCCCACGGAGCUGGCCUUGCAAGGCUGAUCGUCCAAAGAGGUGGGCUCGAAAUCCAGAAGGAUUCUGACACGUUGAGGCGAAAACGCGGCUAUCAAGCGCUACACGUUGGAGACGCUGUGCAUACAGUCGCUGGAAAUCUUCCCUGUAAGUUUGUCAUUCAUGCCGUUGGUCCCGAGUGGGCUAAACACUCACAUACGGAAAAUAUGAAACUUCUAGAGAAAGCGUGCCUUCAGAGUCUUAAACUGGCGUCUAAACUCGGUUUAUCAUCCAUCGCCAUACCAGCGAUAAGCUCCGGUAUCUUUGGUGUACCUAUUGAUGUGUGUGCCUUUGCCAUGUUAAACGCAGUGGAGGAGUAUCUCAGGAUGGCGGCGGUUACGAAAAAAGAAGAUGCAAAGAAAAAAGGGUCAAAACAAAGUAAUCAGAAACAAAUACAAACAGAUAAAAAGAAAAUAUCGACGAAGCCGCCGAAAGACAUGCCAAGCAAGACUACCGAUGAAGAAAUGGAGCGAGGAAACCCAAAAGCCGUUCUAAACGAUAUUCGUUUUGUUCUCAUUGACGCUGACUCAAUGGAUAUCUUCCAGAAGCAGUUCAUCGAGAGAUUAGGUGGUAUUAAAGAUGUCAUCACCGAUGACUUUGAUGAUGUCGAUGACGAACAUGAUGAUGAUGAAGUUUAGCGCGAGAAAAUCACGAUUCCAAUCUUAAACUAGACUCGUAAAGGGAACUGUCACUGGGGAAGCUUUGCUGUGACACAACGUUCUUGAUGAAAAUCACAAUGUCGCUGCAAACACUAUCUUAUCUUCAUCAAGCACUGGCUAGUACCGAGUUAAGAUAAUGUUUUCCUAAGCAACAGUCUUUCAUUCUAUCAUCGACAUGGGCCGUUUGACUGAAGGGCAUGGGAUAAAGGCGAUUUUUGUGACUUAAUCGGUCAUUGGAAGCUCCAUUGACUGAUGAUCACUAAACAUAUCCUCAUACUAAGCUCACAAGUGAUCAUGAUGGUAUCUACUUUGCUCAAGCCACUCUAUGAUAUUUGUAAUAUAUUUUACCACCCUUACGAUUCACUUUAAGUUAUGGAAAAUUCAAGUUGUUCGUUACAAAUAGCGCGGUUUGAUAGACCAAUGUACUGACUCUUAGUUGAUUUAGACGAUUUAGUUAACUAUGAAAAGUGGAAGCAAACUCAAACCUAGAUCUGCUUUGUCUCAUACUAUUCUUAGGUACAGUUGCGCAAGUGGAGCGUGUCGACCAAUCACAUGCAGGAUACCAUUGUACAUACUCCUACCCUACUGUUUAGAAACUAACAGUAAGCCUUUUUCAACAGUAUUCCUGAUCGCUACUGCGUUUUCCCCUCACACAGUGUGUGAAUGCUAUUUUCAAGGUGCAAAUGCAUGUGGGUGAAAGCCCUUGUACAGCGUUACGAUACUCACCUUUGAGUAUGAAUGAAGAAAAAUAGACAGAGAUACCAAGAUAAGGUUUGGUUGGCUACACAAUUUUUUUGGGUGUAUUUGUUCUCCUAAGUCAAAAACCAAGAAGAAAAGAAAAGGGAUAGUCGUGACGGUUUUAGAUAGUAUCGACGGUAGACUUCGUGUUCACUUAUAUCCGUCAAUAUAAAAAAAAGCAAGAAGAAAAGUAAAGUGCAGAAUGAAUUAAGGCUAGUUUUAAUUUAGGUCAGCAGUCAAAGCUCUCUAGAAACACUAGGCACUUACAAUUGUUAGCUUUACUGAAAUUGUCGCCAUGUUCAUUGACAGUUAAGACAGACGCACUUUACAGGGCUAGCAAGUCAUGAUAAACCGAGGCUAACAACCGAUUUAGACGCCAUGCUGCAUAUUUUAGUGUAUGAUAAUAAACUACCCUUUUCUAUUA
Molecule: messenger RNA, 3275 nt
Organism: Pocillopora damicornis (cauliflower coral)
Lineage: Eukaryota; Metazoa; Cnidaria; Anthozoa; Scleractinia; Pocilloporidae
Molecular function (GO): nucleic acid binding
Source: RefSeq, a predicted model, not a curated record